Zonotrichia albicollis (white-throated sparrow) is the source of this 4956-nucleotide messenger RNA. NCBI's taxonomy places the organism in Eukaryota, Metazoa, Chordata, Aves, Passeriformes, Passerellidae. The record is from RefSeq and is a predicted model, not a curated record.
ACUGAACCUGAAACAUAAGGGCUGUGAAGUUAAGAUGAGGGUGUGAAGUUUGUCACUCUGUCACCCUUCCCUCUUGUCCCAGGCAUGCCAGCCCCACACCAGAGCUUGCCUGUGCAGGAGGGGUGGCCGUGGGACCAUGGUGGGACACAGUGCAGUGGCAUGAGGCCAGCAGCAUGUGCCAGGCUGGUGGUGGUCUCAGAGCACGCUGGGCAGAGGUGUGAGCAUGGCAGGAAGUCACACUGGCUGGAGGGGGGGACACAGGACAUGCUCCCACACACCCACUCGUCACCGCUGUCGCCGCACAGCAGUGCUGGCUGUGGGGCUGAGCCCUGCGGGGCAUCCACAGGGGGUCUGGUGGCACUGCUGGGGACAGGGAGGCUGUGCCAUGAUGGGGCACAACAGCCCUCUGAGACACUCGUUGUCCUUUCUCCUCUGGCAGUUCCAUCCAGAGGACGCAGUGAGGACGUGUCCCACCUGCCUGGCACUGCUGGCCAUGACCCCGCUGCUGUGACUGCAGGUAAAGCUCCAGGGAGCUGGCACUGCAGCUGGAAUGGGAUGGAGUCCAGGGCCCCUGUGCUCAGCUCUGUGUCUGUGCCAGGGAGGGCAGUGGGACGCUCCUGCUCUUGGGACACAAGAUCAGCAGCCACACUUGAUAAGGAGGGAGAAUGAGGCACAGGGCUACACGGUGGUUCUGGGGUCACUCUGGGCUCAUCCACCACCCUGCCAGCAGUCUGGGGGUCAGGGGGGCCAUACCAGCCACCUGCAGGGACGCCAGAUCCCUCCUCCUGAGGCCUCAGUCAGCACACUGCUGUUUGUUCCAAAAGACUCCAAAAUUACUAAUUUUUUAAGUUGGGCUUUUUUUGACCACCCAAACAAGCUGGAAAGGUGUGAGCCAUAAAGGCCACAAGGAGGGGAGAGGGAAGCCUGGUAGAGGGAAUCCUGCUUGUCCCCAGCCUCUCUGGGUGCUGUGGGGCAGGACCAGUACUGCAGCAGCAGGGGCUGUGCUGGGAGGCUCUGGGCAUUGCCAGCAGAUGGGAGGACACCUCUGCUCCUUGUCCCCAAGCUGGGGCUUGCCCUGGAGGGAGGCACAGUGUGUGGGACUGGGUCCUGGCAUCUUUGUUCCCCACCUGACCGUGUUGUGAGUGAGCCAAUGCCCAUCUCCUGUGUGUGGUGAAUGGAUGGAAUACUCAGCUGGGGAAUGGGGGGGGCUGAACCCCUGUUUCUGGUCCACCUCUGAGCCUCCCCCCGAGGAGAUGGGCUGUGGGGAGCAGGGGAGAAAAACAGCUUCUCCCAGGUUACUUUCCAAAGCUGUGCUUAUAGGAGGAAAAAGGGGAACAAGGUGAGGGUGAAGGGGAAGCAGGGACUGUAGGUGGUCAGGCAGGAGACAGGAGCUGGGCUCCAGGGGCUCCCAGCUCAGCAGGGGCUGCACACAGCUCACCCAUCAGCUCCCAGACUGCAGUCAGGUGCUGGUCACAGCCCACAGCUCCAGCCACGUGGCUCUGGGGGUGCUGGGCCCACCUGGGGGUCACAGUUCUGAGUACAGCAUGGAAAUGGGCCAGGGAAAUUUCCAGUCCCUAAAGGCAGGGCAGCAGUGGGAUGCAGGGCUCUCAUGAGCCCUUUCCUGCACUGCCCUUCCCUGGAGAGGCUCAGGGGAGCUUUGUUGAUGGCUGGGGGAGGAUUUAACCCCUCUGCCUGCUGGCUGGAGGCAGCCCUUCAAGACUGGCCACUGACAAGUGCUGCUCAGAGGGGAGGAAGGGGAGUUGAGCUCCAUCCCUGCACUCCUGCAGGCUCCGUGGACACACAGGGGAAGGAUGACUUUGGGGCUACUCCGUGCUCUUGGCAGCACUGUGGCUUUUCAGGGCCAGGCCCUAGCCACAGCUUUUUAGGGACUGGUCUCCCGUGACCAGCCCUCGCACGCCGCCAAGUCAGCACAUCCCCGGCACGGAGAGGCUGCGGUGGGGCAGGAGGAAACGGCCCACACAGGCUCACAUGCACAGAGCCCGAGGGGAGGAGCUCCUGCGGGGUGUCACAGCUGCCCCGCUCCUCCCUGGGGCUCCGAGCUCCCCCCGUUUCUCUCUGUCUCCAGCCCUCUGUCCAUCUUGCAUAUCCUGGGGGCCUCUUCAGCAGGAGAAGGAGCCAUCCGGGUGGUGGCUUGGUCUGCAGGUUGGUGUGGAAGAGGUCACAUCACAAACAACCCACACUGACCUGCCCUCACACCUCUGUGGCUGCUUCCCCUCGCUGUGGGGGUCCCCAGCACCCCCUGUGUGCCCUUGGGGCGAGGGGCAGAGUGCACUGAGUGAGGUCCAGCAGGUUUUGGGCUGAACAAACACCGUGUCAGCAUUGUCUUACCCACAGCCAGCCUGUAAGCACAGCACGGGGGACAACAGGGGUUGACAUGGCCAGUGUCAUCCUGGAGAGCAUCUUCCUGAAGCGCUCGCAGCAGAAGAAGAAAACAUCUCCCCUCAAUUUCAAGAAGCGCCUGUUCCUGCUGACGGAGAGCAAGCUGUCCUACUACGAGUAUGACUUUGAGCGGGGGCGCCGGGGCAGCAAGAAGGGCUCUGUGGACAUUGAGAAGAUCACCUGUGUGGAGACAGUGGCACCUGAAAACAACCCUCCCCCUGAGCGACAGGUCCCGAGGAAAGGGGAGGAUUACAACAACAUGGAGCAGAUCUCAAUCAUCGAACGGUUCCCCUACCCCUUCCAGGUGGUCUAUGACGAGGGGCCCCUGUACAUCUUCUCCCCGACCGAGGAGCUGCGCAAGCGCUGGAUCCAUCAGCUGAAGAGCGUGAUUCGGUACAACAGCGACCUGGUGCAGAAGUACCACCCCUGCUUCUGGAUCGACGGGCAGUACCUGUGCUGCUCCCAGACAGCCAAGAACGCCAUGGGCUGCCAGAUUCUGGAGAGCAGGAAUGGCAGUUUAAAAGUCGGGCGGUCGCAUCGCAAGACAAAGAAGCCCCUUCCCCCAACUCCUGAGGAGGACCAGAUGGUGAUGAAGCCUCUGCCUCCCGAGCCAGCCCCCAGCACAGCAGGGGAGAGGAAGAAGGUGGUGGCCCUCUACAACUAUGAGCCAAUGAAUGCCCAGGACCUGCAGCUGCACAAGGGCGAGGAGUACUUCAUCCUGGAGGAGAGCCACCUGCCCUGGUGGAAAGCCCUUGACAAGAAUGGGAGAGAAGGAUACAUCCCCAGCAACUACGUCACUGAAACCAGAAAUUCCCUGGAGAUCUUUGAGUGGUACUCCAAGAAUAUUACUCGGAGCCAAGCAGAGCAGCUGCUGAAACAGGAGGGUAAGGAAGGAGGCUUCAUUGUCAGAGAUUCCACCAGCAAGACAGGGAAAUACACUGUCUCUGUCUAUGCCAAGUCCUCUGCAGACCCCCAAGGCACAAUCCGCCACUACGUUGUCUGCUGCACCCCCCAGAAUCAGUAUUACCUGGCAGAAAAACACCUCUUCAACAGCAUCCCAGAGCUCAUCACCUACCACCAGCACAACUCUGCAGGGCUCAUAUCCAGACUGAAGUACCCUGUGUCUCAGCACAAGAAAAGUGCUCCUUCCACAGCUGGCCUUGGCUAUGGCUCGUGGGAGAUUGACCCCAAGGAUCUGACCUUCCUGAAGGAACUGGGGACGGGGCAGUUUGGUGUGGUGAAAUAUGGGAAAUGGAGAGGCCAGUACAACGUUGCCAUCAAGAUGAUCAGGGAGGGCUCCAUGUCAGAGGACGAGUUCAUUGACGAAGCCAAAGUCAUGAUGAACCUGUCUCACGAGAAGCUGGUGCAGCUCUAUGGGGUCUGUACUAAGCAGCGUCCCAUCUUCAUCAUCACUGAGUACAUGGCCAAUGGCUGCCUCCUGAACUUCCUGAGGGAAACACGGCAGCGCUUCCAGCCCGCCCAGCUGCUGGAGAUGUGCAAGGAUGUCUGUGAAGCUAUGGAGUACCUGGAAUCCAAGCAGUUCCUGCACAGAGACCUGGCUGCUCGAAACUGUCUGGUGAAUGACCAAGGAAUUGUGAAAGUGUCAGAUUUUGGUCUUUCCAGGUACGUGCUGGAUGAUGAGUACACGAGCUCCAUGGGGUCCAAGUUCCCAGUGCGGUGGUCUCCUCCUGAAGUGCUGCUGUACAGCAAGUUCAGCAGCAAGUCUGACGUCUGGUCCUUUGGCGUCCUGAUGUGGGAAGUUUAUUCCCUGGGAAAGAUGCCUUACGAGAGGUUUAACAACAGUGAGACAACCGAGCACGUCAUCCAAGGCCUGCGCCUGUACCGGCCGCAGGCGGCCUCGGAGCGGGUCUACGCCAUCAUGUACAGCUGCUGGCACGAGGUGAGUGGGUCUGUGCCAUCAUGUACAGCUGCUGGCACGAGAAGCCUGAGGAGCGCCCCACCUUCACUGUGCUGCUGAGCAGCAUCCUGGACAUGGCUGACGAGGAGUGCUGACCACGGGCACUGCCCCUGACCCUGCCCAGCGCUGCCACUGCCCCGUGGGACGCCCCGCACACCGGCUGGCACAGUCCUCAUGGACAGGGGCGUGCAGGAGCCUGGGGGACCCACACAGCUGCACCCACAGCUCCAUCACAUGCUCAGAGCUUCAGCACAUCCCUGAAGCUCAAUCCCAUGCUCAGAACUCCAUCACAUCCCCAGAACUCCGUCAGCACCUUGGAGCUCCAUCACAUUCUCAGAGCUUCAGCACAUCCCUGGAGCUCCAUCAUGUGCUCAAAACUCCAUCACCCCCCUGGAGCUCCAUCAGCGCCUUGGAGCUUCAUCACGUGCUCAGAGCUCCAUCACCACUCCAGAAUUCCAUGACAUCCCCAGAACUCCAUCAGCGCCUUGGCGCUCCAUCACAUGCUCAGAGCUCCAUUGCAUCCCUGGAGCUCCAUCACCGCCCCGGACCAUUCCCUCUCCGGUCGGUCCCGGACAAUAAAACGGUUCCAAGGCCUCCCCGUUGCGGCCGCUCCGCCCCGCCGGCAGGGGGCGCGCGGC